Messenger RNA from Gigantopelta aegis, 3038 nucleotides. Its product is annotated as phosphatidylinositol phosphatase PTPRQ-like. Gene Ontology annotation, biological process: axon guidance. The record is from RefSeq and is a predicted model, not a curated record. NCBI's taxonomy places the organism in Eukaryota, Metazoa, Mollusca, Gastropoda, Neomphalida, Peltospiridae. Gene Ontology annotation, cellular component: neuron projection. The transcript has 12 exons. The coding region runs from base 192 to 3038 and encodes 948 amino acids. Gene Ontology annotation, molecular function: transmembrane-ephrin receptor activity; protein binding.
GGGGGAUGGAUGUGUGAUCGCCUGUGGUCAAAACCAACGAAUACGUGAUUUACGGGUUAUGUAUAUAUUUUGUGUGGCGAGCCGAAUGUGAAUGACAUCCUGAAUGAAAUGUAAUCCUGCGGAUACAGGUCCUUCUCUGGAUGGUCGGGUCUAAAACGCGAACGCUGCACUAGUCUGAUGGGUGAUCUACGAUGUCGGGUCCAGCAGUGAUAUGGUGGAUUUUAUGCACAAGUUGGUUGCAUGUCUUGUCAUCAAACGUCUGGUGCACGACAUACCCGCUUAUGUCCAGUGACUACGACCUGACUACAGUGUCUGGGGACAGCGACCUCUCUGUGUCAGGACAAUCACUCACAUACAAUUACUCUCAGACUCCGAUCGAGACGUCCAGUCUAAAAACCAACAGCGAUGAGCCACCAUCGAGCCAUUCUGAUUCCAGUGUGAUUCGUUCAACACAUUUUACAUCCUAUGAAUCUUCACCCGCUGAUUCCAGUGGAAAAUUGGAUAUAGCUGUCACCAACUUUGUGCCAGAUCAAUCAAAGUCGCAUAAACAUGACAAUACGACGACCAAUAUGGACGAAACAAUACAAACCAAAAACCAGGCUGUACAAACAACAUCGGUUAUUGACGUUUAUGAUCCUUCGUCAAGUGAAGCAAAAGACGUCUAUGGGAAAGUCGAACCGUCAACUCCCUUCGUGCUUGGAAGCUCUAGUGCAUCCAGCGGAGCUGAACAAAUCACUUCAUCUGGAGAAGAUGGACCCACAACCCUGUCAGGCAUCGUCCAAUCUGUCAGGACAGAGUCGACCAAGCGCUCCUCGGCCCGUACUGCUAGUGGACACAUGAGGACGACGGUGUAUUCUCCAAGACACUCAACAAGAGCUGAGACGAACACUCCAGCAGCCACACUGUCCAUAAUAAGUGAUCAAACAUCGACAGACGAACCUCUCACAGACACUCUUCUUACUUACAAUUCAUAUAGUGGAGAUUCGUCUUCAACUUCGUUCUCUACUGACCAGUACGGCCUGACAUCAUCUAAGGUGAUACACUCAACACAGAAGAGUGUUCCAGAUUUCAGCGAAUCUGCCGCUACUGCAGACAGGUCGUCACCUAAAGCGACUCAGCAGCCACAAGAUGUGACAACGCUAAAGCCUCCACAAGCUACACCAACAAGACCUGUUACUUCCGUGCCUUUAACUUCAGAGGGUUCGAUGAAGUCAGAAUCCACAGGGACCCAAUUCAUAAGACACCGAUCGACUCCGGCCAGUGGUUCAAAAACUACUGCUGCCCCUACCGAAGUUCCCGCGUCUACAGCACGUGCACAAGACGCGCAGACGUCUUCCGCUGAACCGCCUACAACUGGUCACGUGACAACGAGUCCCCCACCAUUCGUGACGUCUGGUCGUACUGACGACGUGCUUUCAGAUUCAACUACAGCGAUGACUAUUUCGGACACCCCUGGUCCUCGUGCUGCUACAUCAACAUUAAUAACGAUGAUGACUACGACGACGACAGGAACACCGCGACCUGGGACAUCUGCAAAAAAAUACACCGGUUCUCCGACCUCGCAGUUUACAACUGAGAAACCCUCUAGUGAAGUUACCACAGCAACGAAGCAGCUUUCCACAGAAUCCAAACAUGAUGCAUCAUUGACACCAACUUUGAGCUCGAUCAUAAUGAUGGCUUCAACAACCUAUAAAACAACAACAACGACGAUGCCUUCAUCAACAACACCGUUAUGUGCUAACAACCAGCUGUACCAUAAUUCCGUGUGCAUUGGAGUUGAUGAACUAAUUCCUGUGAAUAUGACUUUGAAAAGUUCCGGAGGACAAAACUUUGAGGUGCACUGGACUGGAUCAAAAGUAGCAUCAGAAAUAAUCACCAAUUACGUGGUCAUCUGGUCCAAUGAUACGUCAUCGUACAACAUGACGUCACCGUGUAACAAGACCUGCGUUCAGGAAAUCACCAUCACUGUACCUGGCAGCGUUUGGAACGUCAGCGUCAUUCCGAUUAAGCCAGAUUUAGACGUGCCUGGUGCUAAUGUAAUCUUGAAGACUAACCCUGCUGCUGUAAGUGGUCUGACGGUGUCCGCCAGUGAGACGACGAUAUCCGCGCGGUGGAACUACACCCAGGGUACUUUAGUGGCCAACUUUCAUGUCAUCAUAUCUUCCGACAACUUUAACAUUAAGAUGACCAGCAAUGAAUACAGAGUCUCUAAAGACGGGCUGGAGCCAGGGAAAUGUUACAAGCUAGAAGUUACGGCAGUUAAUGAAGCAGGGGUCAGUGAGAGCAAAAAUAGCGAGAUCUGUACGGAGGAAUCAAUACCAACUUCUGUGAGAAACAUUUCAUACUCAAAUAUAACGUCUAAAAGCGUUCGGUUACAAUGGAAACCUCCAGAACCUCCAAACGGCGUUAUCACAAAAUAUUUGAUUAAAUACUGCCUCAGGUCCAAUGGCGUCAGCAAAAGCUGCAGGAAUAGAAGUACGUCAAGCAAUGAAACCACGUUCGAGGUCACAGGUCUCCGGCCACACCAGGAAUAUUCCUUCAGACUUCUGGCAUCAACCAGCAAAGGUUACGGAAAAUCAUGGAGUAAAGAACUUACUAAGAAAACGCGGGAAGACGUACCUGGAAAAGUGACCUCGGUUACAAUCGAACUCGUGAAACAGAAGGAGAUCCACAUAUCCUGGGGACCGCCCUCGAGGAGUAAUGGGAUAGUGCUCGGAUAUACAGUCAUGAUCAGCGCUGUCAAUGGUACGUUUAAACGGAUUUUUAGCGUAAACAACACGAAACCUUUGUUGGUGAACGUUAUACCAAACAGCCAAUACAGCAUUCAGGUGUUUGCUGAAACCAAAGCGGGAAAGGGCAAAGCUGAAACCUAUAACAUCUUGGUCCAGAAAAUCAGUAAGAAAAAAUUCAUAUUAGACAUUGUACAAAUUAAACAUGAGACAAAAGGGUCUUACUUUCAGUGUCAUGACGAGUUGAUUAAAGUAGAGGUCGCACGAGAGUUCACCUACAAAGACAUCACACCACCACGUGUCUUGUAG